Molecule: messenger RNA, 1932 nt
Organism: Fomitopsis serialis
Lineage: Eukaryota; Fungi; Basidiomycota; Agaricomycetes; Polyporales; Fomitopsidaceae
Exons: 2
Coding region: 1-1845 (614 amino acids)
Biological process (GO): regulation of proteolysis; proteasome-mediated ubiquitin-dependent protein catabolic process
Cellular component (GO): cytoplasm
Molecular function (GO): ubiquitin protein ligase binding
Source: RefSeq, a predicted model, not a curated record
AUGGCUACUCUCGGUGUUGUGGCUUCGCCGCCACCAAGAGAUCCCAACUGCGGGGUUGGCAAGACCACUGGACCGAGGCCCAACUUGAAGACGCCGGUGAUUGAGACACCAGUGACCGAGACGCCAGAGAUCGGGACGCCAGAGACCAAGUCUUCAGACAAGCAAGCGAACAGAAAUCCUUUGGCACUUGCGAAGCAUCCAUUCGACAAUGCCAACAAUGACGCGGACGUGAUACUGGAGAGUGCGGAUGGGACAGACUUCUAUGUCCACCGAGCACCCUUGCGCAUUGCGUCGCCUCUCUUGGCCGACAUGUUCUCUUUGCCCCAGCCAACCGCAUCUUCACCCACAUCGACGGACUCUGCUUCUGGCGACACAUACAUACCUCCCGUUAUCUCGGUCGCAGAGAGCGCCGAGAUUCUCGAUCGCCUGCUACGCUUGUGCUAUCCUUGUCGGAGAGAAGCUUUCCCCAGUGUCGCGUCUUUAAGCCCGAUACUCGAUGCCGCGCUGAAGUAUCAGAUGGACGAGGCCACGGAUCUAUUGACAAAGGAAUUGUCGUUCUUCUGUCAGGAUUACUCCUUACAGGUAUUCGCCGAAGCAUGCAAGCACAGUUUAGAAGAGGUUGCGGGUCGAGCUGCUGAGGUAUUCUGUGCGACUACUCCGAAGGCGCAGCCCGGGUCGAACUCAGCUCAAAGGACGUUCUAUUCGACGCAUGACAUCACUGAGUACUCGGAUUGCCUAAACAAUAUCUCGGCUUCGUCAUACUACCAACUGCUGCUGUACCACACAUAUCGAACCGGUUUCACCACUCCCGCGGUUCUGAUCCCCCCGAGGUUCUGUUCAUCCCCAACUUCCGAUCGCACGCCAUCCGCCCGCGGAGAACUUCAGGACCAGGUGUUCCGCCCAUUUGACGAUCCGCAACACGGCGAUACUACCAUCCGCUCCUCUGACGGCGUCGACUUCCAUGUCCAUCGCGACAUACUUGCAUAUGCCUCUCCAGUGCUUCGUCGCAUCCUGUCUGCAGCAACAACAGCGAAAAGUUCAUCACGCGCGCGCACAGUCGACGUCUCGGAGCAUAGCUCUACCUUGAUGGCUCUACUACAGCUAUGUUAUUCCACGGCGGACCCCGCUAUUGGGGCUGGGGCCGAUGCCGUACGCUUGCGCAAUGCCCGCUCGCUCUUCGAAGCGGCCUGCAAAUACGAGGUUGUCAGGGCACAGGAUUUUGCCAAAAGGGUGUGUGUUGCAGCAGCCCAGAAAUACCCUGUUCGACUCUAUUUGCUCGCGUCGCUGUACGGAUGGAAGGAUGUCGUCGAGGGGGCUGCCAUACGUGCGGUAUACGAGCUCUCUGAGCAACACGUCCCAGAGAUGGGCAUGGCGCCCGCGUCUGCGUACCGCCGCCUCCUCGUCUACCGUCAGAAGUGCCGAAACCGAAUCCUCUCUAGAUGGUACAACAGUGUCCAUCAAGCCAGGUAUUGGAGCCAGUGGUCGUGGCUCGAGAAGGCCGGCGAGGCAGAGUUCUGGAUGACGGUUCACAGAAGCGCUCAUGAACAGGCCACUCGUAUGCAGGGCGCUCUGGACAUAGAAUCCAUCUUGCCGUCUUCCACGAUCCAGGAAUUGCCGAAGUUGGAUGCAUCUCUGAAUGCAACAACGCCCCUGGGCCUUCCCCCGCUGCCUCAGCAGAGAAGACGAGCCCCUACGUGUGAGACAGCAGACCAUAUUGAAGAUAGCAGAGGAGCUUGUAAAGGUCAAGCUCUAGUGAGCAGCACUGCGUCAGCAGCGGCGAUCCUUGCUCACUGGCAGCGCCAGCCGCAGGGAGAAACGAGACAUGGCUGCCAGACCCGGUCAUAGUAUGCGUUAUGCUAAUGCCCGAUCGUGCCUCUUGCCAUCAUGUACAGAUGUUUGCCUGAUGUUAUGCGUGGUUACGGCGAAACUGAC